Messenger RNA from Malurus melanocephalus (red-backed fairy wren), 933 nucleotides. Its product is annotated as mitoferrin-1-like. Gene Ontology annotation, biological process: iron import into the mitochondrion. Gene Ontology annotation, molecular function: ferrous iron transmembrane transporter activity. The annotation marks the transcript as partial. Gene Ontology annotation, cellular component: mitochondrial membrane. The record is from RefSeq and is a predicted model, not a curated record. Lineage: Eukaryota; Metazoa; Chordata; Aves; Passeriformes; Maluridae. The transcript is spliced from 3 exons.
CGAGGGCUUGGGGCGGCCGUUCCGCGGCAUCCACGUCACCGCGCUGGGCGCCGGCCCUGCCCACGCGCUCUACUUCGCCUGCUACGAGCAGUUGAAGAGACAGCUCAGUGAGGUCCUGCAGCAGGGAGGAAACAGCCACCUGGCCAAUGGCAUCGCCGGGAGCGUGGCCACGCUGCUGCACGACGCCGUCAUGAACCCGGCCGAAGUGGUGAAGCAGCGCCUGCAGAUGUUCAACUCCCCUCACCGCUCCGUGCUGAGCUGCGUGCGCUCCAUUCUCCGCUCCGAAGGCGUCGCCGCCUUUUACCGCAGCUACAGCACUCAGCUGGCGCUCAACGUCCCCUUCCACGCCGUCCACUUUGUCACCUACGAGCUCCUCCAGGAGCACCUGAACCCUCGGCGCGAGUACCAACCCCGCGCCCACAUCACCGCCGGCGCCGUGGCCGGAGCCGUGGCCGCGGCGGCCACCACGCCGCUGGACGUUUGCAAAACUCUGCUCAACACUCAGGAGAGCUCGGCGCUGAGCUCGCUGCGGCUCGGCGGGCACCUGUCGGGCAUGGCCAACGCCGUGGGCAGCGUGUACCGCCUGGGAGGGCUGCCCGCCUUCUUCAGGGGCGUCCAGGCCAGGGUCAUCUACCAAAUGCCCUCCACCGCCAUCGCCUGGUCCGUCUACGAGUUCUUCAAAUACGUCCUGAGCAAGGGAUCGGUGGAGAGGAGAACGUCACUGUGAGGGAAUGAUGAGAGAACGUUCUUGGGAAUGGGAUUGAUGAGAGAACGUUCUUGGGAAUGGGAUUGAUGAGAGAACGUUCUUGUGAGGGAUUGAUGGAAAGGAGAACAUCCUUAUGGGGGAAAUGGGAUUGAUGGAGAAAACAUUCUUGUGAGGGAUUGAUGGAGAGAACGUUCUGGUGGGGGAUUGAUGGAGAGAACGUUCUUGUG